CACCGCGGCCUGAGGCCUGGACCCCCCUCCCCUCACACUCACACUCACACUCACCCCGGGCCCGCGGCUCCAGGGCGGGCGGGCGGCGUGAGCUGCACCUACCUCCACCCCCAACCCCAACCCCGCUGACUGACCAGGUUUAAGUAUGGACCACGCUAUACCAUGAGAUCAUCUAACCGCAACAGAAACAUUGAGCGGCGGGCGGAGUAUCUGCAAGCUGACCAGUGCGUGCCGCCGCCCUGUGACGACGGCUCCAUGGAUCGGAUCUGGUUCAUCAAAGACGGAUGCGGACUGGCGUGUGUCUUUGUCACCUGGAUGCUGGUUUUCUAUGCAGAGUUCGUGGUGGUUUUUGUAAUGCUUAUUCCAGGACAACACUUGUUGUACAGUAUCAUCAAUGGGAUUAUCUUCAAUGCACUGGCUUUCCUGGCUCUGGCCUCUCACUCUCGGGCAAUGCUCACCGAUCCUGGUGCGGUACCAAAAGGGAACGCCACUAAAGAAUUCAUUGAAAGUUUACAGUUGAAACCGGGCCAAGUGGUGUAUAAAUGCCCCAAGUGUUGCAGCAUCAAGCCAGAGCGAGCACAUCAUUGCAGUGUAUGUAAACGAUGUAUCCGCAAGAUGGAUCACCACUGUCCCUGGGUCAACAACUGUGUGGGAGAGAAUAACCAGAAGUACUUUGUGUUGUUUACAAUGUAUAUAGCACUGAUAUCUCUACAUGCUCUCACCAUGGUGUGCUUCCACUUUCUGUACUGCUUCGAGGAGGAGUGGCUAAAAUGCAGCUCGUUCUCACCGCCGUCCACAGUCAUUCUCCUCAUCCUCUUGUGCUUCGAGGGGCUGCUCUUCCUCAUAUUCACCGCCGUCAUGUUUGGCACCCAAGUGCAUUCCAUCUGCUCCGACGAGACGGGAAUAGAACAGUUGAAAAAGGAAGAGAGAAGAUGGGCUAAAAAAACAAAGUGGAUGAAUUUGAAAGCCGUGUUUGGUCAUCCAUUUUCAGUAGAAUGGCUGAGUCCAUUUGCAACUCCAGACCAAGGAAAGGUCGACCCCUACCAGUAUGUGGUCUGAGCCAGCAAUCCAAUUCAAACUCGGUACCUAAUGAAAGUACAAUAUUCCUGUUGUAAUUUGCUUCAUAAGUUAUCCACAAGACUGUAUCCUUUCUGGUGGCGAAAAACCUGUGCGAGGAAAGUUUGAAUUAUGAUGAACUAUGGUUCAAUGUCGGCAGUCUGCUGGGCCAAUGAAGCUAGCACAGACUCGUCUCCCAGCUCCUGGGAUAAUGUGCGGCAGACUGCCGGCGGCUAGACACUGCAGGUGUGGCCAUGACAUUAAAAUUAAGAAUAUCUCAGAAAUUCUAGUGGAUAAAACUGUUCAACAUUGGCAUCCUAACAUUGCAAGCUGCUGUCACAAUAACAUCUGAAAAUUAUUUCUCAGUCUUGUUUUCUUUUACUUCUAUCCGUCAUGCUUGUCACAGUGGCUGAGGCUUGGACUGGUCUGUCAUCAGCACGUGUUUUACUCUUGGGGGUCACGGCCAAGACCAGCAAAGGCCCAUGUGCUCCAACCGGGAUCAACGGCAACUCACCCCCAUCUGUGUCCGUUUGUUCCAUGGUUCUCAUGUAGAAGCAAAGAACUGCAGAUGCUGGUUAAUACACAAAAGGACACAAAGUGCUGGAGGAACUCAGCGGGCCAGGCAGCAUCUCUGGAGAACAUGGAUAAGUGACGUUUCAGGUCUGAAGAAGGGUCUUGAUCUGAAAUGUCACCCAUCCAUGUUCUCCAGAGAUGCUGCCUGACCCACUGAGUUACUCCAGCAUUUUGUGUCCAUGUUCAGUGUAAACCAGCACCUGCAGUUCCUUCCUACACAUGUAGUGUGUAGCACCUGUAGCCAGGUGCUGGCUGCCUGUAGUCACUGUGGGCCGCCUGCUCCCCUACACCACCACCCCCACUUGUAGUCUGGCCACCUGUACCCCCUUCACCUUUACAUCUGGGACGCCUGUAGUGCAGUGCCGACCGCCUGUAGACCAGGGAUGAACUGGUGUGAAGAGCAAAACCUGUAGCCCUUGGCCACCUGAUAUCGGACAGUCUGUGUGCUUUGUUUACAUUUGAACACUACAGGUUUACACAAUGACCCCCUCACCAGUCUGUCCUCACACUCCUCUCCUGUCUGUGAGCAGAUCUGAGCACACGUUCUUGCUGUAAAACUCUCCCCUACUGCAACCCUGCUCAGUCCUGUACACAUUUACGUGACGUUUGCAGAAUUCUAAACACUACAGGCAGUUUCUAUUUGAGCAAUGGUUUUAAAGUGUUUUGUUUAAAGUCUUUCAGUUUCCUGUGAGGCCCUUUCCUCAUGUUCUCAGGCCCUUGCUGCCGUGGGCGACCAGAUCUCCUCCCACCCCAUGGGUCUGGUCUUGACCAGUCCAGUGCAUUUGUGCCCUGAUUACCAAGACGGGUCCGUCGCUGCCAGAGUGGGAAACGGCCAAACGUGUUGUUCAGUCUGUCUCUGGUCCAUUGUAAUCUGGAACAUCAAGCUUAGGCUUGAGAGGGAGGCCAUGGUUUCCAGCGCAGUGGCUUUGACGUCGCUGCCUGUCCCUGCACUGUUCCCUCUCUCUGACCAGCACUGCGGGAGACAGAGAAACAUAGACAAUAGGUGCAGGAGUAGGCCAUUCAGCCCUUCGAGGCGGCACCCCCAUUCAAUGUGAUCAUGGCUGAUCAUCCAUAAUCAGUACCCCGUUCCUGCUUUUCCCCCAUAUCCCCUGAUUCCGUUAGCCCGGAGCUGAAUCUAACUGUGGGACAAUGGGGAUGGGAAAUGAAAGCUGCCUCUCCGUUCACGACGACUUGUCCGUGGUGUUGUUCACGCCACAGAUCAUUAACGGUUAAAGUGAAAGUUUGUGGGACAUGGAAGGGAAGAGGAAUGAAGGACGGGCAGGGGGUGAAGGAUGAGGUUGGGCAGUGGCACAGUCUACAUCCCAGCGAGGGUCUUGUCACAGAGUCACACAGCACGGAAACAGGUCCUUCAGCCCACACUGGCCAACAUGUCCCAGCUAUACUAGUCCCACCUGCCCACCCCAGCUAACAUGCCCCAUCUACACUAGUCCCACACUGACCAACAUGCCCCAUCUACGCUAGUCCCACACCGACCAACAUGCCCCAUCUACACUAGUCCCACACCGACCAACAUGCCCCAUAUACACUCGUCUCACACCGACCAACAUAUAAUCAAAUAACAAUUACAGCACGGAAACAGGCCAUCUCGGCCCUUCUAGUCCGUGCCGAACACUUACUCUCGCCUAGUCCCAUCUACCUGCACUCAGACCAUAACCCUCCAUUCUUUUCCCGUCCAUAUACCUAUCCAAUUUAUUUUUAAAUGAUAAAAUCGAACCUGCCUCCACCACUUCCACUGGAAGCUCAUUCCACACAGCUACCACUCUCUGAGUAAAGAAUUCCCCCCUCAUGUUACCCCUAAACUUUUGUCCCUUAAUUCUCAGGUCAUGUCCUCUUGUUUGAAUCUUCCCUACUCUCAAUAGGAAAAGCUUGUCCACGUCAACUCUGUCUAUCCCUUUCAUCAUUUUAAAGACCUCUAUCAAGUCCCCCCCUUAACCUUCUGCGCUCCAAAGAAUAAAGACCUAACUUGUUCAACCUUUCUCUGUAACUUAGGUGCUGAAACCCAGGCAACAUUCUAGUAAAUCUCCUCUACUCUCUAUUUUGUUGACAUCUUUCCUAUAAUUUGGCGACCAUGCCCCAGCUACACUAAUCCCACCUGCCCACACCGACCAACAUGCCCCAUCUACACUAGCCCCACACUGACCAAUAUGCCCCAUCUACACUCGCCCCACACCGACCAACAAGCCCCAUCUAUACUAGUUCCACAUCGACCAACAAGUCACAGCUAUACUAAUCCCACCUGUCUGCAUUUGGCCCAUAUCCCUCUAAACCUGUCCUAUCCAUGUACCUGUCCAAGUCACAGCCUGAGCCACGGUGACUGGUGCUGGGGUCACUCUGGGCAGUGGAUGGAGGUGGUUCCGAGUGGCAACGGCCACUGUAUCCGGCUGGCUCUGGACAUUCCCUGAGACCGUGGCAGUGAGGUUGUGUUUGAUGCUUCUUUGCCCUGACCACUGGAACGGUCACUGAUGCAGCUGUGAUACAGAGAGGCAGGGCCAAUGUAGGCAGUACUGACACAAGGAGUACUAAUGAGGGCAGUACUAAUGCGGGCAGUACUGAUAUAGGGAGUACUAAUGCAGGCAGUACCAAUGCGGGCAGUACUGAUACAGGCAGUACUAAUGCAGGCAGUACUAAUGCGGGCAGUACUGAUACAGGCAGUGCUAAUGUGGGCAGUACUGAUACAGGCAGUACUAAUGCAGGCAGUACCAAUGCGGGCAGUACUGAUACAGGGAGUACUAAUGCAGGCAGUACCGAUGCGGGCAGUACUGAUACAGGCAGUAGUAAUGCGGGCAGUACUGAUGCAGGCAGUACUAAUGCAGGCAGUACUAAUGCGGGCAGUACUGAUACAGGGAGUACUAAUGCGGGCAAUAGUUGCAGGGAGUACUAAUGUGGGCAGUACUGAUACAGGGAGUACUAAUGUGGGCAGUACUGUUGCAGGGAGCAUUGAUGCAGGGAGCACUAAUGCAGGGAGCACUAAUGCGGGCAGUACAGAUGCAGCUGUGAUGCAGGAACUACUGAUACAGCUGUGACAUGGCAUUGGCACAUAUGUUGGAGAGGGGGGUCAAACAAGUUGAGCUAAUAGACGAGAGGAACCUGGUUUAGUGAAUGUCGACUGAUCGAGUUUUUUUCCACUGCACGAUAAUCUGUGGGUAGCAAAGACUGACGGGGUUGUAACUGAGUUUUGGAAUUCCAGAAAUGGGUUAGUGGUGAAAUGGUGUGAUCUUAGUGUGGUUUAAUCAAUGAGUAAAACGAGCAAUUAUGAUUGAUUUCAAAAGGAUAGGUUGAAAGUUAUAUGUAGACUCUGCGGCUCUGGGAUAAUGAAGUGUAAUGCCUGUUCAGUUUACUCCAGCCGAUUGCCUUUGUCAAUUCAAGCAAAUUAAACGACUUAAUUUUAGACUUUCUACUUUAUUCCUUUCAACUAUCAACACAAUUAACAAACUUAUUUUCAGGUUUUCUGUUUAUAUUACAGCAUUGCCAAAAACUAUUCUCUCUUUAUUUCUGGUGAUGGCGGGGAAGGGGCAAGAGUACAUUUUUAAGCAUGCGUAUUUAACCUGGGGUUUGGAACGAUUAUGUUUUGUGUUUGUCGAAACAAUCUGAAUUGUGUGAGAAAUCUGGGUGCUAUAUGGAAUAAUCAAAUAAAGCAUUUUCCAACAA
Molecule: messenger RNA, 5298 nt
Organism: Leucoraja erinaceus (little skate)
Lineage: Eukaryota; Metazoa; Chordata; Chondrichthyes; Rajiformes; Rajidae
Product: palmitoyltransferase ZDHHC3-like
Exons: 7
Coding region: 163-1059 (298 amino acids)
Biological process (GO): protein targeting to membrane; peptidyl-L-cysteine S-palmitoylation
Cellular component (GO): Golgi apparatus; endoplasmic reticulum
Molecular function (GO): protein-cysteine S-palmitoyltransferase activity
Source: RefSeq, a predicted model, not a curated record